UGGAAGCUUCCCGGAGUGCGGCAGCCCCGACCUGCUCAGGAUGGACCCCGUGGUUCUCAGUUACAUGGACAGCUUGCUGAGGCAGUCAGACGUUGCCUUGCUGGAACCCCCAAACUGGCUUAACGACCACAUCAUUGGGUUUGCCUUCGAGUACUUCGCCAACCACCAGUUCCAAGAAUUCGGCGACCAGGUUUGUUUCAUUGGCCCCGAGGUGGCCCAGUUCAUCAAAUGUGCCCUUAGUCAGGAAGAAAUAGCCAUAUUCCUUCAACCACUGGACCUUCUCCAGAAGCAGCUGGUGUUCUUGCCUAUCAAUGAUAACUCCAACCAGGUCGCCGGGGGCACCCACUGGAGCUUACUGGUGUAUUUCAGGGACAAAAAGUGCUUCGCCCAUUACGAUUCCCACAGCAAAUGCAACUCUACCCACGCCAAGCAAGUGGCGGGGAAGCUGGAGGCCUUCUUGGGCAGAAGAGGGGGCAAAGUGACCUUCGUGGAGGAGAAGGCACCUGCCCAGCAGAACAGCUACGACUGCGGGAUGUACGUGAUCUGCAACGCGGAGGUUCUGUGCCAGGGGCACUUCAGGGGCCGGCCAGAGCCUUUGCUGCAGCUCCUCACCCCCUCCUACAUCACGCAGAAGAGAUCAGAGUGGAAAGCUCUCAUCGCCAAACUGGCACAGAAGUGAUGGAGAUGCAGCUCCGAC
This is a messenger RNA of Merops nubicus (carmine bee-eater), 697 nucleotides long. It is a transcript of the gene SENP8, whose product is annotated as SUMO/sentrin specific peptidase family member 8. Lineage: Eukaryota; Metazoa; Chordata; Aves; Coraciiformes; Meropidae. The transcript has a single exon. Gene Ontology annotation, molecular function: deNEDDylase activity; cysteine-type peptidase activity. The record is from RefSeq and is a predicted model, not a curated record. Bases 41 to 679 code for a protein of 212 amino acids. Gene Ontology annotation, biological process: proteolysis.